This is a messenger RNA of Plasmodium gonderi, 776 nucleotides long. Its product is annotated as variable surface protein. The transcript has 2 exons. The annotation marks the transcript as partial. The record is from RefSeq and is a predicted model, not a curated record. NCBI's taxonomy places the organism in Eukaryota, Apicomplexa, Aconoidasida, Haemosporida, Plasmodiidae.
AUGAAAAGGCAUAUAGCGGAUAAUGAACUCAAUGAAUUACCUACAAAAAAGAUGUACAAUAUAUUUAUUAAAGAAGCUAAUACUUCCAACUGUCCUUCUAUUGAACAAAAAGUAAAGACACUUGAAAAAAGUAAUCCUGGGUUUCAUAAGGUUUCUGACAGAAUACAUAAAGCUUUAUGUUAUGUUUAUAAACAAAAUGAGGAAAAUAAAUUUGUUAUCGCUAAUUGUGAUUAUCUGUACUUUUGGUUAGCUGAUCUAGUAUAUAGUAAUUUAGUAAAUAGAAAAUCGUCUUACACUGUUAUGAAUUCGAUAAAACAUUUUCUGCAAAAUAGUAAGGGUCAGGACAUAUGUAAAUAUGAUAAAUAUAAUAAUAAUUAUAUAAAUGAAAAUAAUUUUAUGGACAUUAAAACAUUAUUUGAUUAUACAAAAGACUAUGAUCGCAUCAAAAAUGAUUUAUACCGGUAUUCUUCGUACUGUAAUCGUGAAUAUAAGGAUCUUCUUGAUAAAUAUAAGUCAGCACAUAAUACGAUAUGCAAUACGUGCGAAACGAAAAGUAAACAGCAUUCAUAUUGCAAAGAUUUUAAUGAAUUUUUAACAGGAAAAAAGAAAUUUGAAUUAACUACCCCGGCAUGUACGGUACAGAUAAGUGCCCAUGAACUUGAACAAAUGCACAAUGAACAAAAAAAGUCGAGAGAACAUAAUAAGAAUCAAGCGGAUUAUCCUCAUGGAGAUAUAAAUAAAUCAGAUUAUAUAACUUCAAAUAAUCCUUCAGCUAC